Molecule: messenger RNA, 3605 nt
Organism: Microplitis demolitor
Lineage: Eukaryota; Metazoa; Arthropoda; Insecta; Hymenoptera; Braconidae
Product: probable phosphorylase b kinase regulatory subunit beta
Exons: 17
Coding region: 612-3572 (986 amino acids)
Biological process (GO): glycogen metabolic process
Cellular component (GO): phosphorylase kinase complex
Molecular function (GO): calmodulin binding
Source: RefSeq, a predicted model, not a curated record
AUUCUGAAAUAACACAUUCUAAUGUGGGCAUUUUAGUUUUUCAAAAAAAGAAAAAAAUAAUAAUAAUUGUACAAAUCAUUGAUUUCAAGUUGAUUACAGAACUUAGAGACUCAACAUGGAAAAAAAAUUGUAGUUAGAUAAAAAAAUUCAUACGAAAUUAGUUUGAAUAGAGUUAAAAGAAUACAAAAUUUAACAAUUUUUUCGAAAUAAUAGGAAAAGAUUUCAAUAAAAUAUCAAAUCAGAUAUCAAAUGAAAACCUUUGAGUAAUAAAUUCUAAAAAUAUUUUCUAUGUACAUCUAAUAAAUGUUUUACGAUAUGUGGGGCUAUAUUGAUAGCAAUAUAGUUUCUUACACCUUUUGCAUCAAAUUCGUAAGUGUAAAUUUUUGAGAUUGACAAAAAAUCCGUGAAAUUUAGAUUUAAAACGGCAAAUUUUACGCUAUCAAAGUUGUAUCACUGGUUUAUUUCCACAAGUAUCAAAAGACAAAACAGUUGGAAGUGUUAGAGAAAGUAUUUAUUGUGCUGCUUCAAUCUGGAGUUUAUAUCAAGCGUAUAGGCGUAUUGAUGAUGACAGAGGGAAAUCUCAUGAUCUCGGCCAAUCUGCAGUUAAGUGUAUGAGAGGUAUUUUGGAAUGUUGGAUAAGACAAUCUGAUCAUAUCGAAAUGUUUAAAUUAAAUCAAUGCAAUCGUCAUGCUUUACAUUGCAAAUUUCAUUUAGAUACUGGAAAUGAAAUUUUUAAUGAUGAAGAUUAUUUUCAUUUACAAAUUGAUGUUGUUUCUCUGUAUUUAAUAUUUUUAGUACAAAUGAUAUCAUCCGGUUUACAAAUAAUUUAUACUCAAGAUGAGGUAGCAUUUGUACAAAAUCUUGUAUAUUAUGUAGAAAGAGCAUAUAGAACACCAGAUUAUGGAAUGUGGGAAAGAGGAAGUCGUUAUAAUGAUGGAACUCCUGAAAUACACGCUAGCUCUAUUGGAAUGGCUAAAAGUGCUUUGGAAGCAAUUAAUGGAUGCAAUUUGUUUGGUGAAAAAGGUGCUUCGUGGUCAGUUGUAUACGUUGAUAUUGAUGCGCAUAAUCGUAACAGAAGUAUUUUUGAAACAAUGCUUCCAAGAGAAUCUACUUCAAAAAGUGUGGAUGCAGCAUUAUUGUCCACUAUUUCAUUUCCAGCUUUUGCUACACAUGAAGAGUUUUUAUAUAACGAAACAAAAAACAAUAUAACGAGAAAAUUAAAAGGCUCUUAUGGUUUUAAGCGAUUUAGUCGUGAUGGUUAUAAAACAGUAAUUGAAGAUAGUAAACGUCGGUUUUAUAAAUCCGGUGAAAUAAAGGAUUUUGAUAAAAUAGAAUGUGAAUGGCCAUUAUUUUAUAUAUUUAUGAUAAUUGAUGGAGUCUUUAAAUCAGUGCCUGAGCAAGUUGAAGAAUACUGUAAUUUAUUGAAAGGACUAAUUCAUAAAGAUGCACUCGGUGAUCCUGUAAUUCCAAUGUACUACUAUGUACCUGAAAAAAGUAUCGAAAUAGAAAGACAAGAUCCAGGAAGUACAUAUCGUGUAUCAAGUGUAGAAGGGAGUGGUAUUAAAUCAUCUAACGAUGAAGAAGAAGGAAAUUUAUAUUUAUGGAAUCAAGCUAUGUUCGUUAUUGCCCAAUUACUUACAUCUGGACUAUUACAUAUUAAUGAAUUGGAUCCAAUCCGCCGUUAUCUUCCGUCGUAUAAUAGACCUCGUCGUGCUGGCAGAUAUUCUGCUUUUCAAGCAAAACCUACGAUUGGCACCCAUACAGAUUUGGUGGUACAAAUAGUUUUAAUUGCUGAAUCAAUGAGACUUCAAGCUAUGAUGGCUACGUAUGGAAUACAAACUCAAACACCCCAUGAAGUUGAACCAGUACAAAUUUUAUCAUCAUUACAGUUAAUAAAGGUCUAUCAAAAACUUGGCAUAAAUAAAAAAUUAAAUAUUCAAGGUAGACCUGCAAGACCUAUUGGAUCUUUAGGAACAAGCAAAGUAUAUCGAGUUUGUGGAAUGACUGUAUUAUGUUAUCCAUUAAUAUUUGAAGUAUCACAAUUUUAUUUGUAUCGCGAUAUGGCUUUACUGAUAGACGACAUUAAAACAGAACUUCAAUUCGUUGGAAAGUAUUGGAGACUUUCAGGACGUCCAACAGUUUGUUUGUUGAUUCGUGAAGAACAUAUGAGAGAUCCCCAAUUCAAAGAAAUGCUUGAUCUUUUUGCAAUGCUAAAAAAGGGGUAUUGUGAUAAUACUAAAGUAAGAAUCGGUCGUUUGCAAAAUCUUAUCUCAUCAUCGUGUAUAGAACAUUUGGAUUUUGUGAAUUCAAUGGAAAGUGAUAUGGAACUUACUCAGUUUAAACAAUUGAAGCAUGAUUAUAUUGGAUAUCAAAGUCUUACUGAUGUUCCAAGAACUCUUUCACAUUCUGCAGAAACACAAGAUUAUACAAUGUUAUCUAAAGAGCCUACUCAUGUUAUACUCGAUGAAAUACGAAAUGCUGAUGGUCUAUAUGCAAAAUGUCAACUUUAUGGAAUAAUAUUAAAGAGAGAGGGUCUUAAUUACAAGGUUAAUGAUAUGACAGUCGAGGAUCAUUUAAAAGCAUUAUAUCAACAGGCUGGUAGUUUGAGAUAUUGGAUGGCAGUGCGUUAUUGUAGUAGUUUAUUGAAUCACACAGUCGAUAGUAUAAGUCCUUUCAUUACCGGAGUUCUCGUUAAAGGAAAACAGAUAACUGUCGGAGUAAUUGGAAAAGAAGAAACUGUUUUUGAUAAGCCUAUGACACCCGCUGAAAUACAAUCUGUAAUGUACUCAACAAUUCAACCCUACAAUAUUAUACAAGCAGUCGUGCAACAAGAAGUAUUAUUAUAUUGCGGACGAUUGAUUGGUACAAAUCCUGCUAUGUUUAAAGGAAUACUUAAAAUUCGUAUAGGAUGGGUUUUAGAAGCUAUGCGACUUUAUCUUGAAGUAUCUGAAAAAAAAUCAAAAGUUAUUGAAAAUUAUAGCCCAUAUGAAAUUCGACAAAUUUUAAUAAAAGUAUUGACUGUUAGAGACUGGGCUACUGCUGAGAAUUUAACAGUAAUUAUGCGAAGAAAAAUUGAAGGAAGCCUAUGCAGAGUUCCAGCUCAUUUUUACAAUCAAGUAUGGGAAGUUUUGAUUCGAUGUCCAGGCGGUAUUAGAGUUAAUGGACAAGAAUUACCGCAGCAACCAACUUUAUCUAUUAUGACACGUUCAGAGUUGACAUUUGCUCUGCUUGUUGAAUCGAUUCUCCAUCAUAUACAAUUGCCUGAGUACCGGCAAAUUGUUGUUGAGUUAUUGAAUAUUGUAUCAAUUAUAUUGUUACGAAAUCCAGAGCUGAGUUUUAGUCAAAAAUUAGAUUUAAAUAAAUUAAUUGAAGAUGCAUUCAUUAUGUAUUGCAAAGAUCAUGAAUUAGAACAAACUGAUAUGACGUCAUUUUUUGCUGCUCAUUAUUCAGUUACUACUGGAUAUCUGGCUAGAGCGGUUGUAAAUAAUGUUUUGACAGGAGGUUGUAUGACAACUACAAUUGAUCCAUCAAAUCUCCCAGAUGAGCCCCAGGAAAUGUGCAAUGUUACAUAAUUUUUAUAAAUUAAAAAUUUAUUAUAUUUUGUA